This is a messenger RNA of Eurytemora carolleeae, 2601 nucleotides long. RefSeq lists its product as uncharacterized. NCBI's taxonomy places the organism in Eukaryota, Metazoa, Arthropoda, Copepoda, Calanoida, Temoridae. Bases 926 to 2413 code for a protein of 495 amino acids. The transcript is spliced from 15 exons. The record is from RefSeq and is a predicted model, not a curated record.
GAUAGAAAAGUGUGGACCGAUCAUAAUGCUAUCGUUGAUCAUCUACCGAUCAAAUCUGCGAUCAUGGAGAAGAUAUUUUUAUAGAUAUGUAACAUAAUUUAUGAAAGAUGUUGAAACGAUGUACAACACCGAUCUCAAUAUUUGAAUCACAAAUGUAGCUCUUUUCCUGGAAAACUAAUCCAAUUAACCCUAAGGUCACGGUCAAAUGUUUUUGUUUAUUUUAAACCAGUGCUUAGGUUUCGGAUCCGUUGGAUCCGCAACAUUUUGGCUUCCUGGAUCCGGAUCCAAUGGCAAAAUAUCAACCAAAAACUGAUGAAGAAAUCUUUUGCUCUCAAAACUCGAUCUGAACUGCUGAAAAAAAGUCCUUAUCUCUGGUUUGGGUUUUAAAGUUGUAGCAUAAAGAAAUAAAAAAAAAAUUCUUAUUUUGUUAAAAGAAUCAGUAAAUAUUUGGAAGUAAUGUUCAUCACCUGGAUCCGGAUCCAUUUUUUCCAGUGGGGAUCCGGAUCCGCAUCAAAAUUAAAUGGGUCCUAAGCACUGUUUUUAACUGUGACAUAUUAGGACUGCUCAGAAACCAGUUUAUCAUAGAUAAACAAAGACUGCUGUUUACAAUUUUUGUUGUUUUGUUGAUAAAACCAGUUCUUAGCAUCUCUUAUACGUCACAGUAAAAUGUGCUUACAAAUCCUAUCCCUUCAACCUUGGUUUAAACUAAUUGUUCUGAACUUCAUAGUAUUUGCAAAUCUGUGAUAUUCACUAUUUUAAAAUCACAAUACUGCACACAAAAUGUUUUUAUAGCUUUCUAUGACCUUAAUGUUGAUUUACAGUUGUUGCUAUGUAAAGAAAAUACUUCAGUUAUCCGUGGUUUUCAUGCAGAAACCCUAAAAAUAAUCGUAUAUUUUUAUAAUUUGAAUAUUUUUUUCAGAAAGAGAUGAUUCAUAGAAAUGGAUCAGAAGUGGAAUCAGUUCGAUCGAAUAAUGGUUUUGAAACCGCGCGAAAUAAAUCUGCCGAAAAUCUGCGAAAUCUUAGCCAAGUGAGUCCUCUGGGGAUGUCUAAAAACAACCGGAAAUACUCUCCCGGACUUCCGGGACCUUCUGCUCAAACAUUUAUCUCGGCAAAUGACCAUAUCAGUAACCUACUCCAAUCCAAGCACUCUGGAUCUACCUCAGAUAUGAGCGUGAGUAGUGUUGAGAGCUCCAUGGUGUCACCCACAAACAGAAGGAGAAGAACACUAUCAACCAAUCUAUCUGAAGUGGACUCCUCUUCUAAAGGAAACUUGAGUAGAUCAAGUUCUACCCUGAGUUUAGCCUCUACAGGGGUCCAACCCCUAGACUCAAUUCUUAAACAUUUGCGUGAUGGAUUAUGUGGCCAGGUUUUCUCUGGUUGGUAUACGGAGAGACGGUUUAUAGAUCCAAUAGAAAGGUAUAAAGAUGUUCUGGUGGUAGAUCAAGGAGAGACUCCAAUUGUGAAACAAGUCAGAUACGCAAUCAGGAAAUCUGCCAAAGUAUUAGGAGAAAAUACUUUUAUUGGGUUUUCUUAUCAGAAAGAUGAAGAUGAAUGUAAAAUUUUUGUGAAUCUUGGUUCGAGCAGUAGUGUUGCUCAGUAUCCAUUUGGACAUUUCUGGUUUCAGAUCCGUCAAAUUAUAUUUCUGCCAAAUGUUGGGUUCUGCUGUGAUAUUUACGUUUUGAGACAGUUCCUAGUAUCUGAUGAACAAAGCUGUUGGAGAUGUCGGCAGCGAGAACUUAAUGUUAGCAAUCAGCCACCGGUCAAACUGGACAGCUUAGGAGCUACGCUUCAGGACAUACGAUCUAGAGAAGGUGUGCUACAGGAUAUAUGCUCUAGAGUAAGUCAGUUAUCAGUUAGCAAUCAGCCACCGGUCAAACUGGACAGCUUAAGAGCUACGCUUCAGGAUAUACGCUCUAGAGUAGAGGGUGUUGUGAGUCAAAUAUUAGAAGAGCACUGGCACCCAACCCAAUCUUUAAACAAUGUUCUUCCGUAUCUCUCUUAUGAAAAUGCUGUCAAGCUAGGCCGGCUCUGUUGUGUAUUAUUGAUGGCAAUGUUGGCUGGAAUUUUGUCUGGAUUAAAAUUAGGAGCAAACUUCAUGUUAAGAACCCUGCAUGAACUGGCAUUCUUAGUUGAGAGGAGUACACCACUAGCCCUGGGUACAAUGAAUAUAUUGAGUAAGUUGGUGGGAGGAUUUUAUCUCCUUGUUGCUAUGAUCUGGAGGGAUUCAACCAGACCACAACCUCCAACUACCAAUCAAAGAACUAUUAGUGGAAUACAGCCGGUAUUAUCUGGGCCUAGUCUUAGACCAAUCCGCCACUCUCCGCCUCCGUUUACUAGACCUAGUUCCUCUCCUAGCAGUGCUCCGCCUCUAUCCGCCAUGGAUAAGAUGUUCAGCUCGAACAAAAACUAUUAAAGAGUUUUUAGAAUCCAGAUAAGCAUGGGAAUUAUAAGAUGACUGUAAAAUUGUCUGGAUGUAAAGGUAUUCCAGAAAUCAAAUGUAGCCUUCUUGCAAUACUAAAAUUGACGGAGAUAUUACAAUUUAGGUAUUUUGAUAAUUUGACUUGAAUUUAAUAGAAAUAUUUUCAAAUUGUUUUAUCUCGG